UUGUAGUUGGUUGCUUUGCUUUUCCACCAAACCCCAAACCCAAACCCAAACCCAAACCCACAAGAGGUUUUAUAUAUAAACAAGAACCAAACGAAAAUUCGCAUUUUUUAAUUUUCUUUUUUUCUAAUGCAGUACUAGUUUAUUUCCGUGACGUAAAUUCGAAAUUCUUGUUAGUAUUCUGUAUAGAAACAAAGGGAAGAAAAGGAAGUAGACGUGUGGAAGAAUUCCUCUCCCUAGUGGAUCCAUCGACAGAUUGAGGUUUUGCAACAUCACAUUACUGAAUUUGAUGAUCUCAUAUUGGCAUGCGACCUAAGAUAUGGUGUCAAAGAAGAGGCUGGAUUAUGGAUUCAAUGGCUACCGAGCCCCCAUUAUUCCCAGAGCUCCUAGAUCAAUUAGGAGGAGAAGCCCACACAAGAAUUCGAUUGAAGACAGUAAACUUUGUGCCUUUGAAUUACUUGCAGCUGUAGCUGGUAAGUUGUUACAGGAGAGUGAAAGCUCUGCUUCCAGUAGUGUAGCCAACGGGAAAUUCCAGCCGGGCAUUUGCCAAGGUGGAAACAAGAAGGAGCAGAGUUUAGAUGAUAAAGCUUUGAAAUCGGAGAGCUUUGACCAUGGAAGUUGUGCUGAGAGUGCAUUUAUUCCGGAAAUUUCCGUUCCAGAGCAAAAUCAAUUAGAAAACAAUUCUGCCUUGGAACAGACUUCUGUACGUGCCACUUCUGAUAUCCGAAAGAAAGUUGAUUGUGACAUAAAACUAGGAACCAGUGAAGUCAAGAAUGCAGAUGGAAAUACCAUUUCUAAAGUUGAGGGUUCCAUCUGUUUUGGUGAUAGCUUAAACUGUAAGGUAGAGGGUGGAGCAGAAAUGCAUGCGAAGGAUGAUAAUAAUCAGAUAAUUGACUCAUCUUUGGCUGACACAUCCACUGUAAAGGAUCCAAUUGAAGAAGAUGUGAAUACUAAUCUACUAAUUAAAUCAGAGGGUAGUGUACAGUUGCCCUUGUAUAGGGACCCCAUUCCUGAUGCUUUAUUGCAAAAGCACUGGAAUAAUGUAAAAUUAGGAAUUAGAGAUGACGACGAAAAUUCUUUUGGGUGCAAUAAAUCUAGCACCAGGGUUAGGCCCUUUAGGCCACAACCACGUAUUGGACACCGUAGAAUAAGGAAGAUGCUGACGUCCAAAUACAGGAAAGUAGCUCCAAAGCUGAAGGGUUGUGGACUUUAUAGUGAGGGAAUCAGGUCCUUUUACCAGUAUAGAAAGAGAAUUUAUACACAAGAGAGAUUCCAACAAGCACCUAUCAAGAAAAGGAAGCUGUCUGAUCACACAUUCGCAGUUGCAUAUCAUCAGGAUACCAGCAGUGAUAGCAUCUCUAAUUUACCUGAGAAGGGGACGAAGAUAGACAAUGAGAGUAGCUCGGCCAACAUCUUGCAAAGAGCAAGUGGUACGUCAGCUACAGUCAGAGGUCAUCAAAAAGCCAAGGAUUCUCAUGUGAAAUUUAGCAUUAAGUCCUUCAGGGUGCCAGAACUUUACAUUGAGGUCCCAGAAACUGCAAGUGUCGGUUCUCUCAAGAGAACUGUGAUGGAGGCAGUUACUGCUAUUCUUGGGAAUGGAAUUCGAGUUGGUGUAGUUCUUCAAGGAAAGAAGGUCCGAGAUGACAAUAGAACUUUGCAGCAGGCUGGUAUUUCUCAGAGUAGCAACCUUGACACUCUGGGUUUUACAUUAGAGCCAAGCUUUUCACAUGUUUCCCCAUCCAUGGCUCCUAAAAAACUUCCGUCGGCAUUGCCAUGUGAUGCAGAUCAAGAGUUGCCUAGGUCUCCUGCUACUCCAAUGACUGAUUCAGGGAUUGGAAAUGGUGCGGUUGAUCCCCCUGUUGUCAACAAAUUCGAUGAUGUUAUGGACAACGACAACCUCAAUUUCUCCCCACAGACUCCUAAAAACGAACCAAAUGAUGCAUCAAUUCCCGACUCCAAGGCAUUGGUUCCAGUCCCUCCAAUGAACGCGGAGGCUCUUGCAAUAGUCCCAGUGAACCCCAAACCUAAACGUACUGAAAUUUCACAGCGUAGAACUAGGAGACCGUUUUCAGUAGCAGAAGUCGAGGCCCUUGUUGCAGCAGUUGAAAAACUUGGCACCGGAAGGUGGCGUGAUGUCAAACUAGGUGCUUUUGAGAAUGCAGAUCACAGAACAUACGUGGACUUGAAGGACAAAUGGAAGACCCUUGUUCAUACAGCAAGCAUAUCUCCUCAGCAGAGACGGGGCGAGCCGGUUCCACAGGAGCUCUUGGACCGAGUCUUAUCUGCUCACUCGUAUUGGUCGCAGCAUCAGUCGAAACAACAGGGGAAGCAUACACCGUCGGUGGAGUCCCUGAGAAGUGAGGAGAGCGUAGGAGUUGCUUGAAGGAUCACAAGUUGUGAUUGUCAAAAGUGUAAAAAGUUUACUGUUAUAGGAAAGUUGAUCACAUUGGAGUUGUAAAAAAAGGUGUAAUGCUUAAGUUUGAUUGUAGCUAAUAUCUCACACUCAUUUGUUUCCCUACUCUUUCAAUUACUUGGAAAAUAGACAUUCUUCUCUUUUGUAAAUUAUUGGUGGAAAAUAAAUGUGGUUUUAACAGCAA
Molecule: messenger RNA, 2594 nt
Organism: Sesamum indicum (sesame)
Lineage: Eukaryota; Viridiplantae; Streptophyta; Magnoliopsida; Lamiales; Pedaliaceae
Gene: TBP1
Product: telomeric DNA binding protein 1
Molecular function (GO): protein binding
Source: RefSeq, a predicted model, not a curated record